CGGCACCAGUUUAUAUACCAUCCUGACUUCACACACCAGAUGCCCGAUCCAGACCGCAAUUCGCCGACUCUGUAUGCAAUGUCCCACCUGCAAGGCCUGGCGGCACUUCAAAUGCACGGGUUUAAAGGACGACCAGCGAAGCUGACACAAUCGAUCCUUAGCAGUAUCCUCAUCAAGCCUGAUCGAUCGCUCCACGCAAAAUGGUUACGCCAGAAGGAAAGCAAGCGAACUCUUGGGCUUCUAGUCACCCUUUCCACCCCAUCUGCCUUACAAGAGUUCUUGGAGCGGGAUGUCAGCAUUCAAAAUGCCAACCCAGUGAUCGGGCGUCUAUCUGAGGAUCGCCCUCCUGACGCGCGACAGCUUGGUCACAGCAGAUCAGGGGUAGAGGCACGAAACAGACUUCCGCUUGACAACAGUUCAGCCGACCCCAAACUCAUAGCCACGCCGAUUGUGGUCAUAGCCCCUUGUGCUCCCGAAAGCAGGCUGACGCAACCGGCCGCGUCUCCGGACAGAAGUUUUUAUUCCCCUACCACAGGCCCCUCGUCCACCAAAGGCAGUGAUGCUCUGGAGGAGGCAAACCUCACAUGCAAGCAGCGCCCAAAAUACGUGGAGCUAUCAAGGCUUAUCUCCGUGACAGACGACACAGGUGCAGCCAUGUACUCCUCACCAAAGUCACAGCCUCUAAACUGCACUGAGUCAGAUGUGCGGGGACAAGCGGCGAAGCCAAUCUCCAGCUCCAAUCCACAAGCCUCUCGGCUUGUGGACACAAUCAUCGCCCAGAACUCCGACAACCAAAGCUAUAAACAUGACUACAGCCAACCGGAAAAUCUCACGUACAUCCAACUCUUUCACCAGCGGCCACUUCGCUGCAUGUUUACCCAUUCAAUCUUAAACCUUUUAGGAGGCGCUCGCGGCAUGCAAGAUCUUUCAAUCGUACUGAUAUCCGAAGAUGGACUUUUGGGUGAUCUCUCUAAGUGCGUUGUCCUGAAGUUGCCACAUCCGAGGUCGAGUCAACUAGUUCUGUUUUUGUGGAAUCGAAAGUUGCAGUUACUAUACGAGCUCCAGUACGUGGCAGAGAAUUAUCGUUCCUGGUUUCUGGGUUCUACAAUAAAGUCAGAAGGUGGUCUUUACUUAUGCACUCCUUUCGAUCCAAUAUUUCUUCUGUUGUCCGCCUUCAAAGACACUACUAAGUAUACCGCACUCAAUGCACUGUUGGUGGAAAAUGGCGAUUUGUCCACUGUUCUAACAGAGCUCCCGAAUUUCGAAUCACGUUUGUUGUGCAUUUGCGAUACAACAGUUGUUGGUAGUCAAACCCUUUACCGGUACAGCAAAGAACGUGUCCUGGAAUGGCUAUCGUGUAAAGUGAACACGUUGGCAGACAGUCUAUCGCGCCUGGACGAUGCAUCGGCUAUCCAACAAAUCAAAUUGACUACGAAUGUUACCAGUUCCACGGGCAGUGUGGACGCGAAAGCACCCGACUUUGCUCUAGAUUCUACGGAAGCCAAGUUGGUGUCGGACACGAAGCUCUCUCCUAAAGUGUGCCAAAAUUUCGCAUAUCAACUAGUUGCGGACUACCUCGUGCCUGAUUUAGCUGCAGACUUGAGCAGUGUGCUUGGACUUAAAUCCUCUUGCCUUGCUACGCUGGAAAAUGUCGAUCCCCAAGCCAGUGAAGUCGAGAGUGUCGGCAAUUGUGUAUCCACUGUAGCGCGACCUACUGAAGAUUACUCAACUUCAAUGAAGAAACCGGCUGCGGUUAGUAAAGCUAUCGAACCAUUAGCUACAAAGAAGCUGAAGCUGGCGAGCAAAGGCACAAAACCAAUCAUGAGCUUCUUCACGAAACAGUCCAAUUGAUCUCAGACUUCAACAGAUUAUAGAAACCGUUG
Opisthorchis viverrini is the source of this 1883-nucleotide messenger RNA. RefSeq lists its product as hypothetical. The coding region runs from base 40 to 1851 and encodes 603 amino acids. Gene Ontology annotation, biological process: RNA catabolic process; ribonucleotide metabolic process. Gene Ontology annotation, cellular component: ribonuclease H2 complex; nucleoplasm. The record is from RefSeq and is a predicted model, not a curated record. The transcript has 10 exons. NCBI's taxonomy places the organism in Eukaryota, Metazoa, Platyhelminthes, Trematoda, Opisthorchiida, Opisthorchiidae.